AUGACUGCGGAAUGUGAACGACAGCCUUUGGGCAGGGUAUCAGAAUCGAGGAUGAAUCAACGAAAUGGUCUAACGAUGGCCGAAUUAACGGGGAAAUCCAGCGCUAGGAAGCUGCCAUCGAUCACUUCGAUUAUCCAUGAGGAGCCAGAGAGCGGAAGUGAAGCUCAAGGAUCCGAAAAACACACAGAACGCCAUACAGACAGGCAAGAUAUCGAUUUUGAUGAGGUUUCCCGCAAACUCAAGAUCCGAAUGCAAAUGGCUUAUUACAAGUACCGCACGAAACAGACGCGUCUCAGCUUUCGCCAGGUCGACCAAUCGACGCCCAGUGGUGGCGUGCUUAAAAUGGGUGUUCCGAAGGACAAAAAAAAGGGCAUUUUCUCGGCACACAAUAAGGCUUCCAGUGGGGUGGGGAAACCCGCACGCAGACUGGUGAUGUCACAGGGCUCAUUGCGCACCCCAGUCAAGCCUUCGGCCGUCUCAGGCGGUCGAACACCGUUGCGACCACUCGACGCCAACCAGACCACGCCAAUGUCCGUGAAAGCCGCAAAAUCACUCAUAAACCUGUUCACCAGCAAGCAAUGA
This is a messenger RNA of Lachancea sp. 'fantastica', 582 nucleotides long. Lineage: Eukaryota; Fungi; Ascomycota; Saccharomycetes; Saccharomycetales; Saccharomycetaceae. The record is from the annotation of a GenBank genome assembly.